Messenger RNA from Drosophila montana, 721 nucleotides. Its product is annotated as high mobility group protein DSP1-like. NCBI's taxonomy places the organism in Eukaryota, Metazoa, Arthropoda, Insecta, Diptera, Drosophilidae. The record is from RefSeq and is a predicted model, not a curated record. The transcript has a single exon. The coding region runs from base 318 to 719 and encodes 133 amino acids.
AACUAAAAUGGUUCACAUUAAACAUAAACAACUUUCUUACAAAUCGGAAAUAUAAAUUUCAAAUGUGUUCCAUUAGAUUAUUCGGGUCCUUUGUGGAAAAUCCCAAAGUUGCACAGUAUGUAACGUUUAAUCAUACGGAAAAUCAGCAUAAAUAAUGCGACGCAAAAUGGGAAAUUCAAUCGCCCUAUCAAAAAAUGAGUUUCGUCAACAUUUGCUUUGAUGCGGCUAAUUGAAUUUUCCUGCGAAAGUGUAAAGCGUAAAACGUGGGAGGCAGUCAAAAAAGUGAUUUCUGAUUUGUGUGGCAAAUUAAAAUUUAAAUGCAAACGAAUCAGGCGCACGCACCCACACACAUACACACACAGACAUAUGCGAAAAAGGACAAUAGAUUACAAUAUCCUGGGGCGAGGCAAAAAGCAGCACGAGCAACAGCAACAGCAGCAGCAGCAGGAGCAGGACAUACAGGCCCAGCUGGCCGGGGCAUGCGCCUGGGUGGGAUGCGGGUCGACUCCGUGCUGAUGGCUGCCUGCCAGCAGCAGCAGCAGCAGCAACAGCAGCGGCAGCAGCAGCAGCAGAAGCAGCAGCAGCAACGGCAGCCGACAACGGCGUCCGACCAUCAGCCCAACGGUUUCCGCUUGCUUACUGCCAGUGAGCAGCGAGUGGUUCGGGCAGAGCGGAGAACGCGAGGCGAUGCCGAGUGGCUGGAGUCGUGGAGUUCCUGAAC